Spea bombifrons (plains spadefoot toad) is the source of this 1971-nucleotide messenger RNA. RefSeq names its product serine and arginine rich splicing factor 6 (gene SRSF6). Gene Ontology annotation, biological process: alternative mRNA splicing, via spliceosome; mRNA splice site recognition. The record is from RefSeq and is a predicted model, not a curated record. Gene Ontology annotation, molecular function: mRNA binding. The transcript has 6 exons. Lineage: Eukaryota; Metazoa; Chordata; Amphibia; Anura; Pelobatidae. Bases 49 to 1533 code for a protein of 494 amino acids. Gene Ontology annotation, cellular component: nucleus; ribonucleoprotein complex; cytoplasm.
GGUGUCACUCUGCAGCGGAGCUGAGCGCGCCAUCUUGUUAACUAAGUCAUGCCGCGGGUUUAUAUAGGGAGGCUGAGCUACCACGUCCGGGAGAAGGACAUCCAUAGGUUUUUCGGGGGUUAUGGCAAACUCCUUGAAGUGGACCUAAAGAACGGAUACGGGUUUGUAGAAUUUGAAGACUCCCGAGACGCAGAUGACGCGGUGUACGAGCUGAACGGCAAAGACCUAUAUGGGGAGCGCGUGAUUGUGGAGCACGCCCGAGGGCCGCGUAGGGACCGUGACGGAUACGGUUAUGGAAGUCGCAGUGGUGGUGGUAGUAGUGGCGGAGGCGGCGGCGGUGGUGGAUACAGGAGUCAGCGCUCUGGUAGAGAUAAGUAUGGACCCCCUGUGCGCACGGAGUUCAGACUCGUUGUUCAGAACCUCUCCAGUCGAUGCAGUUGGCAGGACCUUAAGGAUUUUAUGAGACAGGCCGGGGAAGUGACCUACGCCGAUGCCCACAAGGAACGCACCAACGAGGGAGUCAUAGAAUUCCGGUCCCAUUCUGAUAUGAAGAGAGCCCUGGAGAAGUUGGAUGGCACAGAGAUAAAUGGGAGGAAAAUUCGGCUGGUGGAGAGCAAGGCUCGUCACAGGAGGUCAUAUUCUGGGAGCAGGUCCAGGUCACGAUCCAGAAGCAGGAGGAGAUCCCGCAGUAGGAGCAGGCGCAGUAGCCACAGCAGAUCCAGGAGCCGUUCUCGCUCCCCUACCAAAAAGAGCCGCUCCCGCUCACCUGCUAAACGCAGCCAGUCCCGCUCCCCUGCCAAAAGCCGUUCCAGGUCUAAAUCUGGGUCCAGAAGUAAGGAGCGUUCACCAUCAAAGCAGAGGAGAUCAAGAUCAAAGAGCAAGCCCAGCUCUGAACACGGUUCCAGAUCCCGCAGUCGUUCAAAGGGCAAACAGAGGUCUCGUAGCCUGUCAAAGGGCAAAAGGGAGAGAUCACGUAGCACAUCUAAAGACAAACGAGAGAGGUCCCAUAGCCCAACUAAGAGCAAGAGAGCAAGGUCUCGUAGUAGAUCUAAGGGCAAGAGAGAGCGAACCCGUAGCAGGUCCCAAAGCAAGGAGGAACGCUCCAGUAGCCGUUCCAAGGGCAAAAGAGAGCGGUCUCGUAGCAGAUCCAAAAGUAAGAGGGAAAGGUCUCGAAGCGGGUCUAAAGGCAAGAGGGAGAGAUCUCGUAGCAGAUCUAAGGGCAAGCGUGACCGGUCUCGUAGCCAUUCCAAAGGCAGACGGGACCGAUCUCGCAGCAGGUCCAAGGGGCUCAGAGAACGCUCUCGGAGUCGUUCCAGUAGCAAGCAGGAGCGUUCAGAAAGUCUUUCAAAGAGGGAAAGGUCCUCACACAGCAGGUCCAGGUCCCGCUCCCCCAAGGAAAAUGGCAACGGAAAAGCCCGAUCACGUUCUAAGUCUCCCAGUCCACCUAGUGUCAGUAAAGAGGGAUCUGCUUCCCCACCCCCUCGGGCCGCCUCUGCCGCCAGCUCUAGGUCUCGCUCCAGCUCCCGUGAGUAGGAACCUAAUGUUGCAGGGGCCCGGCGUUAGAGCUGUGCCCUUACUACUCUAUCCAUUGUUAAAUUCCUUGUGUGAUGUUCUGGUGCUGACACACCUAUGUGAAUCUUUGUUGUUUUUCCGGCAGCGAGCGGGUCACGCUUUGCUCUGGCAGGUGAAGGCGUUAAAUCCCAGCUGUGCAAAUUCUCAUAGGCUGUAGUCUAAUCCUUUCUUGCAUGUCCUGGCACUGAAGGGGUUAGCAGUUUGUAAAGGCAGGUAUUGACAGCAGCAUGAAUCCCUGGCCCUUUGUCACGUUUUUAGAAUUUACAGAAGCUUCCUUCUAAAGCUGUGUUCUGGAUGUUAUGGAGAAUUAACCCUCAGAAUGCUGAAUUGGAACAAUAGUUUGAUCCCCAGUUAACUCUUGCUGCUGACUUUGUAAAUAAAGUUACGAUUUGUAUUGUC